Molecule: messenger RNA, 2121 nt
Organism: Nomia melanderi (Alkali bee)
Lineage: Eukaryota; Metazoa; Arthropoda; Insecta; Hymenoptera; Halictidae
Source: RefSeq, a predicted model, not a curated record
GUAGAGUAAUCAUUGACUUUGUUUAGAAAAUCCACCUCUUCCAACGCCGGACAUAUAGCUUUCAGUCUUCUAUUCGCCUAUUCAGCUUCGAAUGGGUUUUCCUUGGAGGGCAGUCCAAGCGUCGCGGCAAGCCUGGUGAUCUAGUACGAAGGAGAUCCGUGUUCGCAAGAGAAAAGAUGCACGUUCGAUGGAACGACAUCGACGAGCGAAACUCCGCGAGCAAAUCGAGAAAACGGACAAUCAAGUUCGAAGGGAAAUCCGAGGAAAAAUCGAAUAGAAGAAGAGACGAACUCGCUGCGCAAAAGAAUCUCUGCCACGCGAUCUUUCCAAUCUAUUACCUUGGCAAAGUGUGCGGCUUGAUCCCAGUUAAAUUCGUUGUACAGGCUGAUGGCAAAUAUCAGACACAUCUAACCGUGCUCAAUCUCAUAUACAGCUUGUGCGUGUUAGUGUUGCUCCUCGGUUCUGAAAUUUGGGGUCUGUGGCGAGAUUUGAAAGACGGAUGGAAGCACAGCACUAGGCUCAAGUCUCGAACAGCGGUGAUAGCCACAUGCAGCGACGUUCUUGGUGUGAUGAGCUUGACGGUGGUCUGCAUCGGCGGCUCGUUUUUUCGAUGGAAAUACUUGCAAGUCGUAGCGAACAAAUUAAUUGAGGUGGACGAGAAAUUCGGUGUGCACUCCAUGAAAAAUUCUCGGAUGUUCACCAUUUGUAUAACGGUGUGCAGCCUCGCUUACCUAUGGCUCAACUCCGGCCUUGAUUUCUACGCAUGGACGCGCAAGACGAAUCUCACCAAGACGAUGGACGACAAAGGUCCUAUUAACUAUGCACCCUUGUAUUUCAUGUACACCGUUAUCAUUUCGACGGAACUUCAGUACACCGUCGCCACGUAUAACGUGAGCCAGAGGUUCGUCAAAUUGAACAACAGUCUCAAGAGCCUAUUAAAUGGCAGCAAUCCGUCACCCAGCGAUUGCUUGAAGGGGAGUCCCGCUAAAACAGUGAUGACAGGUGAUCUUCGCGAAAAAGGAUUGAACCACGAUAUCGUGCCGUGUAGGCAAUUCGAAUUAAGCGCUCAACACAUUUUGUGGAACCCAAAGGGUACGACACAACGAAUUCAUUCAAACGAAAAUGAAAAUUCCAGUCGAUUUUACAAAGUUCGUGUGUCCUCUACUUUCACAGGGAGUGAAACGCACGCCAAUAGCAUACACGAGUUGAUAAUGACGCAUUCGUCGCUCUGCGACACCGUCUCUCUUAUAAACAACACGUUCGGCAUCGUGAUAUUGGCAGUCACCACGUCUUGCCUAUUACACCUGGUCAUCACACCUUAUUUUCUGAUCCUGCAAGCAGGCGAAGGACAUGAAUGGAUAUUUCUAGCGGUGCAGGGCAUGUGGUGUAUCUUCCACGUAACUAGGAUGCUGAUAAUCGUACAACCGAGCUAUUCGACCGUUGCGGAGGGAAAGAGAACCGCGGUUCUCGUCAGUCAACUGUUGUCCUCUAGUUACGAAGCGAAUGCACGGCACCAAUUGGAAAUAUUUUCUCUUCAGUUACUGCAUCGGCCUCUUGAAUUUUCAGUAUGCGGACUCUUCUCCUUGGACAGAACAUUAAUAACGUCGAUCGCCGGAGCGGUGACAACGUACCUUGUUAUACUGAUACAAUUCCAAAAUGCGGACGAGACGAAAGGAACCGCGGACAUCAUAAAGAACGCGACGCAAAUUCUGGAAAGCGCUCAUCGCUUCAGAACUUAACCGGGCUAAAGAUCGUUCACUGAAGUUCGGAGGAGCAAAAGAAACAAAAUAGACACAGGAGAAAAAGGAGUAGAACGAGAACCAGAGGCAGACACGCGGAGACAAGAAACACACUCGUGUAUGAUAAUGACGUAUUUAAUGUUCCAAUUCUCAUAAACAGCGGCAAUAUACAAAUACAGUUUACUCAUUUCGUAAUCCAACUAUUCAUCGUCAACAAAUCAUUUCAUCGACGAUUGUUCGAUCGACGAUUAACCGAGAGCGCGCUUCGUAUGGAUGUCUAAAACUAGACGUCAGUCACAGCCUAUCCGAAAUGUUACUCUGCCUCGUCUCGCUGUCUCUCGUACGGAUAACACGUCCAAAAAAAGAACGGAGAAACCCGAAU